Molecule: messenger RNA, 1296 nt
Organism: Cyanistes caeruleus (blue tit)
Lineage: Eukaryota; Metazoa; Chordata; Aves; Passeriformes; Paridae
Gene: GNPTG
Product: N-acetylglucosamine-1-phosphate transferase subunit gamma
Cellular component (GO): Golgi apparatus
Source: RefSeq, a predicted model, not a curated record
GCCCCGCGGUGUCGCGCGCUUCCGCUUCCUGCGGAACAGGCGAUGGCGGCCCGGCUGCUGCUGGCGGCGCUGAGCGCGGCGUUGGGUCUCUUCGCCUCGGCGGGGAAGAUGAAGAUCGUGGAGGAGCCGAAUACGUUCGGGUUGAAUAACCCAUUCUUGCCUCAAACAAAUAGGCUGCAGCCAAAGAUGUCCCCGUCUGCAGUAUCAGGCCCUGCACAUCUCUUUAGGCUUGCUGGCAAGUGUUUCAGUUUUAUGGAAUCCACGUACAAGUAUGAGUUCUGUCCAUUCCAUAAUGUCACUCAGCAUGAGCAGACUUUUCGAUGGAAUGCCUAUAGUGGGAUUUUAGGAAUCUGGCAUGAAUGGGAAAUUGACAACAACACAUUUAUUGGAAUGUGGAUGAGGGAAGGAGACUCCUGUGAAACCAAGAGCAGACAGACAAAGGUUCAUCUUGUUUGUGGAAAGAGCAAUAAAUUGGCUUAUGUGUCUGAGCCAAGUACUUGCGUUUACUCUCUGACAUUUGAGACUCCUCUUGUGUGCCAUCCCCACUCACUUUUAGUUUAUCCAACUCUGACUGAAGCACUGCAAAGGAAGUGGGAUGAAGCAGAGCAGCUUCUGUACGAUGGACUAAUAACUGAUCAGGGUUACAAAAAAAUUCUGAAAGAGAUUUUUGAGGAAGCAGGACUUCUAAAAGCAACAGAAGAAAAUGAAGUUGAAAAACAUAGUAAGAAAAUAACUCUGGAAUUUGAAACAGUGGAAAAAUGCAGUAAGGAAUACAAGCAACUUUCUGAAGAAAUAAAGAAACUUAGAGUUUUAUUAGGUCAGCAUGGUAUUGCAUACCAAGGAAAUUCUGCUGGAAAUACCGGUAUUGAGUAUGUAAGUCACCAACUGGCAUCUGCAUCGAUGGCAUCAGUUCUUAAUGGGUCAAAGGAUGAUAAGCACCUGCAUGGCAAUACAAGAAUUUGGAAUUACACUGUAUGAAGAAACUUGGGUGGUACAGAAUAUAAAUUAAACUCAACAUGUAUUAUGCAAAAAAGAUGAUUUACCUUCUUGUGAGUAUUCUUGACUUUUUGAAUUUCUGCCCUAAAACAGUGCAGUGGAGUGAGGGCACACCAUUAUGAGAAUAGCAUUUGUAACACUGAUUUGCUAAGACCAGUACUUGGCACAAAUUUACAGAUUCUGUGUGUCUAGUCCCAGCUUUUGCUAUUUUCAUUGAUCAAGUGUAGUAGAAGUUGGAGUAAAUACAAGCCAGCUCAAGACUAGUGCUGAAAGAUGUUGUAAUAAAGGUCCUAAAUACAA